AUGGAUUCUGAGGAUAAACUUUUACUAAGCAAAGAUCCCACUCCAUUAGAAAGGGAAGUUGCCAAAUGUUUGCUCUAUAUACAAUCGUCUGGCACCGCCGAUUUGAAGGGCGAUGUUAAGAAAAUUGUUGUUUCCUCAUGUAGAGAAGUUGAAGUUGGAGCUCUUAAGAAAAACGCAGUUGUCGUGUUUGUUCCUUACAGAGUUUACCAAAAUCACGUUCGCCGAAUACAUGGAAGGCUCCUCAUUGAACUUGAAAAGAAGACCAAGCGUCAUGUUUUUAUAGUAUCUCAGAGGAAAAUUAUGUCCAAACAGUCAAACAACAAAGCCUUUAGGAAGAGACCUAGAAAUCGUACCCUGACUAGUGUUCACGAAGCUGUUCUUGAGGAUAUCGCAGCUCCCACGGAAAUUGUCGGGAAAGUGACCCGAAUGAGGCAGGAUGGAUCUCGCGUUUUGAAGGUAUUCUUGGACCCCAAGGAUAGGCAAAACGACAAUGUAGAGGAUAAACUUGAAACCCUCUCUGCAGUUUAUAAAAAACUCACUAAUAAAGAGGCCGUUUUUACUUUUAAAAAUGUUACUUGA
Theileria annulata is the source of this 579-nucleotide messenger RNA. Its product is annotated as 40S ribosomal protein S7 (RPS7), putative. Gene Ontology annotation, cellular component: cytosolic small ribosomal subunit; ribosome; 90S preribosome. The coding region runs from base 1 to 579 and encodes 192 amino acids. Gene Ontology annotation, biological process: ribosomal small subunit biogenesis; translation; rRNA processing. NCBI's taxonomy places the organism in Eukaryota, Apicomplexa, Aconoidasida, Piroplasmida, Theileriidae. The transcript is spliced from 2 exons. Gene Ontology annotation, molecular function: structural constituent of ribosome. The record is from RefSeq and is a predicted model, not a curated record.